Molecule: messenger RNA, 700 nt
Organism: Prunus dulcis (almond)
Lineage: Eukaryota; Viridiplantae; Streptophyta; Magnoliopsida; Rosales; Rosaceae
Product: LOB domain-containing protein 1-like
Exons: 2
Coding region: 85-549 (154 amino acids)
Source: RefSeq, a predicted model, not a curated record
CUUUAGCUGCUCUUCUCUUAUAUAUAUAUAUAUAUAUACACAAACUGGAGAGCUUCUUUUGAACCAUCCUUGAAAUAACAAAACAUGGACACCCAAGUAGCACCAAUGCAUAAUAGGGUUCAUCAACCAUGCGCAGCUUGCCGGAUGCUACGCCGAAGAUGUGACAGAAAUUGCUCACUUGCACCAUAUUUCCCAGGUGAGGAGAUUGAGAAGUUUGCUGGUGUGCAUAAAGUUUUUGGUGCUAGCAACGUGAUCAAAAUGAUUCAGAUGGUGGAAGAGACAAGAAGGGAAGAUGCAGUGAAAGCUCUAGUUUAUGAAGCAAGAGCAAGGCUCAGAGACCCUGUUUAUGGCAGCACUGGAGCUAUUUUCCAUUUGCAGAAGAUGAUUGAAGAACUCAGAUCCCAAUUGGAAUCAAUAAGAUCUCAAGUCUUGGAGCUGCAACAACACAGAGAUCAGUUGUUGGGCAUUCUCAUGAACAAUGUUCAUUGCCUUGAAGAUGAUCUAUUCUCCACCAUGCAUCAUGACCCAAUGUUUGGUGGUGACCUGUAAUCCUGUUAGAUAUUUUAGAUACUUAUUCAUGAACAUAUAAAUGUGUCAUAUGUAAUCAGUUUGAAGACUCCUUAAUCUCCCUUUGGAUAACUUGUUUUGGUUUGUAAAUUAAGCCCUUUUUUUAUAAAACACAAUAAAUGUUUGGGAUUGA